Molecule: messenger RNA, 1062 nt
Organism: Penicillium brevicompactum
Lineage: Eukaryota; Fungi; Ascomycota; Eurotiomycetes; Eurotiales; Aspergillaceae
Product: 5'-methylthioadenosine/S-adenosylhomocysteine nucleosidase family protein
Exons: 2
Coding region: 1-1062 (353 amino acids)
Biological process (GO): nucleoside metabolic process
Molecular function (GO): catalytic activity
Source: RefSeq, a predicted model, not a curated record
AUGAGCAAUCCAGAAGACUAUACUGUUGGGUGGAUCUCCGCUGUGACAACCGAGUACGUUGCUGCUCAACAGCUGCUCGACGAAAAACAUGAGGAUCCCCCGCGUUUGUCAGCGCGCACCAAGAACAACUAUACUGUGGGCAAGAUCGGGAGGCACAACGUGGUCAUCACCAAUCUACCAGUUGGGGCAUAUGGCACCACAUCGGCAGCCCUGGUAGCCGAGGAGAUGAUGCAGAGCUUUCCCAACAUUCGCAUUGUCCUCAUGGUCGGCAUCGGCGGCGGAGUCCCAAGCUCAAGACACGAUAUCCGUCUUGGGGAUAUCACUGUCAGCGUUCCUGGCAAUGGCAAAGGUGGCGUGAUUCAAUACGAUUUUGGCAAGACAAUCCAGGAUCAAGAAUUCAAGCCCACGGGUUUCCUCAGCCAACCGCCUACCCUUCUGCUUACAGCACUCGGUGGACUUCAAGCCAAGCACGAGGCUGAAGGCCAUACCUUGGACCAAAUGAUCAACACCGUGCUUGAGAAGAAGCCUCGACUUCGAGUUAAAUAUGGACGCCCGGACCCGGCUACCGAUCGCUUAUAUCAAAGUCAUGUUGUUCACCCGGCACAUGGUGACUUGUCCUGCGAUCCGAACUGCGGAGACGAUCUCGAGCUCUUGGUCUCACGACGCCCUCGCACGGACAUGGAAGAUGAUCCGGCAAUUCAUUACGGCUUAAUUGCCUCGGCGAACCAAUUGAUGAAAGACGCCUUGGCCCGAGAUAAGUUCGCCGCGCAAAUGGAUGUUCUCUGUUUCGAAAUGGAAGCAGCUGGCUUGAUGAACAAUUUCCCCUGCCUUGUCAUCCGGGGCAUCUGUGACUAUGCCGAUUCGCAUAAGAAUAAAGUCUGGCAGGGGUAUGCGGCUAUGACUGCGGCGGCUUAUGCCAAAGAUCUUUUGAAUCAGAUUGCUCCUUGGCAGGUCGAGCAGGAGGCCAAGAUUGUCAAUGUCUUCAACGAGGGGUCUCAUAAUACGCGUAUCGAGUUUAAUGUCAUAGUUCAGCCCUGGCCAGCCGUGGCAGAGAUGAGAUGA